Phlebotomus argentipes is the source of this 405-nucleotide messenger RNA. Its product is annotated as transmembrane protein 42. Bases 1 to 405 code for a protein of 134 amino acids. Lineage: Eukaryota; Metazoa; Arthropoda; Insecta; Diptera; Psychodidae. The transcript has 2 exons. The record is from RefSeq and is a predicted model, not a curated record.
AUGUUUGCAAUUCUUGCGGGUCUGUGUGCCGCGGGAGCGUCGGUUUUUGGCAAAUUGUCCAGCACAGUGGAAACCCAGGUGCGUGUCACGAUGUGUAGUGAAUACAUGAACACACUGACAAUCAAUUUGCAGGUCUUCCUAGGUUGGACAGUCGUGGCUUGUUGCUUGAUUCUGAUGAUUGUGCUGAACGCUCUCGUGUGGACAUUCUUCGUGAAGGCUCUUCACGCGGGCGGCGGAAGCGUCGUGGCCACCAGCGUGAGCUCAGGCACCAACUACUUCGCCUCAGCUCUGCUGGGCUGGAUGAUCUUCGGGGAAAGCACGACGCUUCUCUGGUGGUUUGGCACAUCUCUCAUCCUCACCGGGAUCAUACUCAUCUCCCUCCCCGCCAGGGACAAACAAGAUUAA